This is a messenger RNA of Hipposideros armiger (great roundleaf bat), 1596 nucleotides long. RefSeq names its product RNA polymerase I subunit E (gene POLR1E). Bases 107 to 1366 code for a protein of 419 amino acids. Gene Ontology annotation, biological process: DNA-templated transcription. NCBI's taxonomy places the organism in Eukaryota, Metazoa, Chordata, Mammalia, Chiroptera, Hipposideridae. Gene Ontology annotation, molecular function: DNA binding. The record is from RefSeq and is a predicted model, not a curated record. The transcript has 12 exons.
AGAGGCCCCGCCUAUUCCGGCCCUCUGUGCUGUCUCCGAGCGUGAGCACACACGCGGUAAGGCUGAUACUGUCUUAACUCCUGGGCUUGGCGGCCAGAGAGGAGAGAUGGCGGCGGAAGUGGUGUCGAGUGCGAAGUGGCUGUACUGUGGGGAGCCCGACGAGAGCCAGAGAGCUGUACUGGUCCAGUUCUCCAAUGGGAAGCUGCAGAAUCCAGGCAACAUGUGCUUUACCUUGUACAAGAACAAUGACUCCACAAACCCCAGGAAGAGGAGUCAGCGGAUCCUGGCAGCUGAAACAGACAGACUUUCCUAUGUGGGAAACAAUUUUGGGACUGGAGCCCUCAAAUGCAACACUCUGUGCAGGCACUUUGUGGGCAUUUUGAACAAGACCUCUGGCCAAAUGGAAGUAUAUGAUGCUGAAUUGUUCAACAUGCAGCCAUUGUUUUCAGAUGAGUCAGUUGAGAAUGAAUUGACAUUAGAAAGUGAGACCAAGACUUUUAGAGAGAAGAUGGACUCUUGCAUUGAAGCCUUUGGUACAACCAAACAGAAGCGGGCUCUGAACUCCAGGAGAAUGAACACAGUUGGCAGUGAAUCUUUGAAUCGUGCCGUAGCUAAAGCCGCAGAGAAUAUUAUUGAUACAAAGGGUGUGACCGCUCUGGUCAAUGACGCCAAACGUGAUGACAUGCAAGAUGACUCCCUCUACCUUCCUCCCUGCCACGCCGAUGCAGCCAAGCCUGAAGACGUGUAUAAAUUUGAAGACCUUCUUUCCCCUGCGGAGUAUGACGCUCUUCAGAGCCCAUCUGAAGCUUUCAGGAAUGUCACAUCGGAAGAAAUACUGAAGAUGAUUGAAGAGAACAGCCACUGCUCCUUUGUCAUAGAGGCGUUGAAGUCUUUGCCAUCAAACGAGGAGAGCCGAGACCGCCAGGCCCGAUGCAUAUGGUUCUUGGACACACUCAUCAAAUUUCGAGCACAGAAAGUGAUUAAGCGGAAAAGUGCCCUGGGACCUGGAAUUCCACACAUCAUCAGCACCAAAUUGCUGAAGCACUUUACCUGCUUGACCUACAACAAUGGCAGUUUGCGGAACUUGAUUUCCGAUUCUAUGAGGGCAAAGAUCACUGCGUAUGUGAUCUUACUGGCCUUGCACUUAAAUGACUUCCAGAUUGACCUGACCACGUUACAGAGGGACCUGAAGCUCAGUGAGAGAAGGAUGAUUGAGAUAGCGAAAGCCAUGAGGCUGAAGAUCUCUAAAAGAAAGGUGUCGCUGGCAGCCGGCGGGGAGGAGGAGCACAGACUGGGCACCCUGAGCAUCCCGCUGCCUCCAGCCCAGACCUUGGAUCGCCUGUCAAAGCGGAGGAGACUCACCUAGAGGUGUGCUUGCCAGACAGAGCAUUUUGGCUGCAUCAGAGCCUCUACUUCUAUUCAUUUCCAUUUUUGUUUUUUAAAAAAGAGGAAAAAGAAGCCUUGCUUUGGCACGGGUAUGAAGCCAGAAGCCAGCACCUCCAUCGUGCUUGCCUUAAGCAGAAACAUAAAGUGACCGUCAUAUUGGACUUCACCUCCCUCCUUUGGUGUUGCUGUGAUUAUAAAUGGCAGAUGGUU